GCCCCGGACCUCGCGGCCACCCGUACGCAGCGCCUCAUGACGCCUCUCGAGCCCGCCGCGCGCCAGAUUCGAACGCAGGCGCAAGCGCGGCGGCCGUUAUUUCCGUUGGCGGCCUCCGGAGCUACUGUCCCCUCACGCCGCGGCUGCUGCCCGCCAUGGCUACUCCUCCUAAGCGCGGGCGGCUGGAGGGCAGGAUCAAGAAGAUCGCGGUUGAGGGAAACAUCGCUGCAGGGAAAUCGACGUUUGUGGAGAUUCUCAAACAAGCUGAUGAGGAGUGGGAAGUUGUUCCUGAGCCUAUAGCAAGAUGGUGCAAUGUCCAGCCCAGCUCUGAAGAGGAUUGUGAGGAGCUGACCACAUCACAGAAGAGUGGUGGAAAUGUGCUUCAGAUGAUGUAUGAAAAACCAGAGAGGUGGUCUUUCACUUUCCAAACAUACGCGUGCCUGAGCAGGAUCCGGGCUCAGCUCAGGUCCCUUGAUGGCAAGCUCAGGGAGGCAGAGAAUCCUGUUGUUUUCUUUGAGCGAUCUGUCUACAGUGACAGGUACAUCUUUGCAGCCAAUUUAUAUGAGUCUGAUUGCAUGAAUGAAACUGAGUGGACUAUUUACCAAGACUGGCACUACUGGAUGAAUCAGCAUUUUGGUCAGAGGUUGAUGCUGGAUGGCAUCAUUUAUCUCAGAGCCACUCCCGAGAAAUGCUUAAAUAGGAUUUACUUGCGUGGAAGAGAUGAAGAGCAAGAAAUUCCCAUUGAAUAUCUGGAGAAGCUUCACUAUAAACAUGAAAGUUGGCUUCAGCAUAGGACACUGCGAACGGAUUUUGAGUAUCUCCAGGAAAUACCUAUUUUAACGUUAGAUGUUAAUGAAGACUUCAAAGGCAAAAAGGACAGAUAUGAUCACAUGACUGAAAAGGUCAAAGAAUUUUUGAGCAUGUUAUAAUCCUCUUUGAAGCGCAGGCAGAGUCAAACUGUUCCAAACAUCUGCACGACCAAAGCCUGAAGUGCAGCUUCUGCUUUUAUAGAAGGCCUCUGGAGAGGCAGGACUCAAUACUGUUGAUUUAAUUGUGAGGAACAAACAAGCUUUGUGAAUAGGAAAUUAUUUAAUAAAUCACUAGGUCUGUUCAAUAUUUUAUGAAGUAAUACACACAAAUUCUGAAGAUACUCAAAUUCCGAGAGUUCCCAAAUGUUUUGCCUGUUUCUAAUCAGACCAUUAAGUUCUGGAGUAUUUAAUUUUAUUUUUUUAAAUUUAUUUUGUGCCCAAUAGCUGUUUAAUGUUCAAGAAGGUAGUGGGGUUUUAGAUCUCUUGACUUUUUUUAGUGGAAUUGACUUGUAAUGGAUGUCUCAUUGUUCUGAGAAAGGAAAAAGUAAACCCCAUUUUUGCUGCUGAGGGAAUUUUAAUAUAACCUGGAGUUUUAAAUUGUAAGCUAUAAGAAAGUUUCAUUUGACAGUUUUGAUAGAUGAAGUUCUGCCCAGAAUAUACUGAAAUAAACCAAAUCCAAAUGUGGCUGAAAUGCUGCAGGUAUCAAAUGAGGUUUUGAUUGUGUGAUGCAGAUGAGGCUAUUGAGAGGCUUUCCAUUGUUCAGCAUGUUUAGUCUGUUUUCCCAAGCUCUUAAUACAACAGAGAUGCUUUUGUUGUUGCUAAGUCGUCUUCUCCUGUGGAGGAUUAUGUUUGCUUGAUGAGUACCAUAAAAGGAAGAACAUUUUACAAAAGGCCUCUAUUUGUAAAUGCCAUGUUUCUAACCCUUCCAUUAAUCACAUUUUGGAUGUCAGGGGUGGCUUCCUGCAUUUCUUCCAGCUUCUCCAUUUGUUCACUGGGCCUUCUAAGUGCCUACAUGAGAUCCAGCAAUACUGGCAGUAGGCUGUCCCUCUCGUUUCUCAUCCUCGUGUAGUAAGGAGAGACUUUUGUGGAGUAGCUGUUGCUCUAGUGCAUUGUGUUUUAUUGACUGAGACACUUUUGUUUCAGGUGCAGAAAAGGGUACAGGGUACACAUCUCAACAUGGUGUUUUAUGAGCUGCUUUGUUCUGCUUUAAACAUUUCUGGAUGAUUGCACAGUUGGCUUUUGAAUGCCAAAGUUGAUUGUAAAGCAUUUUAUUGUUUGCUGUGAUGCCUGCGUUACCUGUGAAUUUGAGAUGCAAUCUCAAAUUCCUUUGUGGUUGGUAUUGUGCUGGUGUGCUCUAACCCUUGACUGAAAAAUAAAGGUGGUUGAAAAGA
Molecule: messenger RNA, 2200 nt
Organism: Pezoporus flaviventris
Lineage: Eukaryota; Metazoa; Chordata; Aves; Psittaciformes; Psittacidae
Product: deoxycytidine kinase
Exons: 7
Coding region: 156-929 (257 amino acids)
Biological process (GO): nucleobase-containing compound metabolic process
Cellular component (GO): cytoplasm; mitochondrion
Molecular function (GO): ATP binding; deoxycytidine kinase activity
Source: RefSeq, a predicted model, not a curated record